ACAUGUCAUCCCCCAAAUGAGCACACGCGCUGUAGCAAUGGAGUUGAUUGUUGGAACAUACGAAGAGCUGUUACUUGGAUAUAGAGUUAAUUCGGGUUCAAACGGUGUUACAAUCGAGCCAUCUUUCACAAACAAUGCACACACCGGGUGCAUCAAGACUGUUGCUGUGUCACCAAAUCAAGUAUAUUUAGUGUCAGGAGGCACAGAUGAAACCAUUAAAAUCCACGAUCUUGUAUCAAGAAAAGAUUAUGGAUCUCUUACACACCACGGAGGUACAGUUACAGAUGUAAGCUGCCAUGGUGCAGUGCAUAUGUUUAGUGGCAGUGAGGAUGGAACUAUCUGUGUGUGGGGUAAAAGGUGGAUUCUUCUCAAAACUCUCAAGGGACACAAAGGUGCUGUAAACUGUGUGGCUGUCCAUCCGUCAGGGAAGUUAGCAUUGUCUGUUGGCAAAGACAAGACACUUAGAACCUGGGACCUCAUGAAGGGAAAGCAAGCCUUCGUUGUUAACCUGAAGAUUGCUUCUGAUCAAGUUGUGUGGUCACCAAAUGGAACCUAUUAUUCUGUACUGCAACAAAACCAGAUAGAAAUUUACAAGGCAGGCAGUGGCGUGGUGUGCUGCACUUACGACUUUGAACACAGAGUUAAUGUUGUGGAGUUUAUAUCGGACAGUGUGAUAGCAAUCGGAGGAGAAAGUGAAGAUCUUCAUUUAUAUGACAUCACAAAGCAACAAUGUCUGUGCAGAUUUACAGCACAUUCUAAUAGAAUUAAGGCAUUAAAAAAGGUGGAGUCUUUAGACAGAGAUGAAAGUGUCUGGCUUGCUUCUGCAUCUAGUGAUGGCUAUCUAAAAAUCUGGGCAAUUGACGAUCUAAAAAAGAUAGACUCGCCUCUCCGCCUUGUGACUGACUGCAACACGACAUUUCGUUUGACAUGCCUGACUUUUGCAUCUUCCGAGGUCAAUAAGGCUAUAAAGCAACCAGCAGAAGAAGGUGAAAUUAAUGAUCAGGAAACUGAGACCAAGACAAGUGACAAGAGUGACAAAGUCACAACCAAGAAAAAUCAACGAGGUGUGAAACGCAAGCUGAGAAAGCAGAAGGAUGACACAUGAUUGUGACGAAGCUAGGGAGACCUACCUGGUGCUUAUGAAUACACUGUAAAAGUAGUAAAUAUUGGAUAAUACACGUUUAUGUAUAAAAGUA
Messenger RNA from Priapulus caudatus, 1196 nucleotides. Its product is annotated as p21-activated protein kinase-interacting protein 1-like. Lineage: Eukaryota; Metazoa; Priapulida; Priapulimorpha; Priapulimorphida; Priapulidae. The transcript is spliced from 9 exons. Gene Ontology annotation, molecular function: protein binding. Bases 17 to 1105 code for a protein of 362 amino acids. The record is from RefSeq and is a predicted model, not a curated record.